CUCUUCGGCUCCGACAUGGAAGAUGGACCUUCUAAUAAUGCGAGCUGCUUCCGAAGGCUGACCGAGUGUUUCCUGAGCCCCAGUUUGACAGAUGAAAAAGUGAAGGCAUAUCUUUCUCUUCACCCCCAGGUAUUAGAUGAAUUUGUGUCUGAAAGUGUUAGUACAGAGACUGUGGAAAAAUGGCUGAAGAGGAAAAACAACAAAUCAGAAGAUGAAUCAGCUCCUAAGGAAGUCAGCAGGUACCAAGAUACAAAUAUGCAGGGAGUUGUGUAUGAAUUAAACAGCUAUAUAGAACAACGGCUGGACACAGGAGGAGACAACCAGCUACUUCUCUAUGAACUGAGCAGCAUUAUUAAAAUAGCCACAAAUGCUGACGGAUUUGCACUGUACUUCCUUGGAGAAUGUAAUAAUAGCUUGUGCAUCUUCACACCACCUGGAGUAAAGGAAGGGAGACCCCGACUCAUCCCUGCCGGGCCCAUCACCCAGGGCACCACUGUCUCUGCCUAUGUGGCCAAGUCCAGGAAAACCCUGCUUGUGGAAGACAUCCUUGGGGAUGAACGAUUUCCAAGAGGAACUGGACUAGAAUCGGGGACUCGCAUCCAAUCUGUCCUUUGCUUGCCUAUUGUCACUGCCAUUGGUGACUUGAUUGGCAUUCUCGAGCUGUAUCGGCACUGGGGCAAAGACGCCUUCUGCCUCAGUCACCAGGAGGUUGCGACAGCAAAUCUUGCCUGGGCUUCAGUAGCAAUACAUCAGGUGCAGGUAUGCAGAGGCCUUGCCAAACAGACAGAAUUGAAUGACUUUCUGCUGGAUGUAUCAAAAACAUAUUUUGAUAACAUAGUCGCAAUAGAUUCUCUACUUGAACACAUAAUGAUAUAUGCAAAAAACCUGGUGAAUGCCGAUCGUUGUGCACUUUUCCAGGUAGACCACAAGAACAAGGAGUUAUAUUCAGACCUUUUUGAUAUUGGAGAGGAAAAGGAAGGGAAACCUGUCUUCAAGAAGACCAAAGAGAUAAGAUUUUCAAUUGAGAAAGGAAUCGCUGGUCAAGUGGCAAGAACAGGAGAAGUCCUGAACAUUCCGGAUGCCUAUGCAGACCCGCGCUUCAACAGGGAAGUGGACUUGUACACGGGCUACACCACCCGCAACAUCCUGUGCAUGCCCAUCGUGAGCCGCGGCAGCGUGAUCGGCGUGGUGCAGAUGGUGAACAAGAUCAGUGGCAGCGCCUUCUCCAAAACUGACGAGAACAACUUCAAAAUGUUUGCUGUCUUCUGUGCUUUAGCCUUACACUGUGCUAAUAUGUAUCACAGGAUCCGUCACUCCGAGUGCAUUUACCGGGUAACCAUGGAAAAGCUGUCCUAUCACAGCAUCUGCACCGCCGAGGAGUGGCAAGGCCUCAUGCACUUCACCCUCCCCCUGCGCCUCUGCAAGGAGAUUGAGCUAUUCCACUUUGACAUCGGUCCUUUUGAAAACAUGUGGCCUGGAAUUUUUGUCUAUAUGGUUCAUCGGUCCUGUGGGACAACCUGCUUUGAUCUUGAAAAGUUGUGUCGCUUUAUUAUGUCUGUGAAGAAGAACUACCGCCGAGUCCCGUACCACAACUGGAAGCACGCGGUCACGGUGGCACACUGCAUGUACGCCAUCCUGCAGAGCACCCAAGAGCUGUUCACAGACCUGGAGCGCAAAGGACUGCUGAUCGCGUGUCUGUGUCAUGACCUGGACCACAGGGGCUUCAGUAACAGCUACCUGCAGAAGUUCGACCACCCUCUGGCAGCCCUCUACUCCACCUCCACCAUGGAGCAGCACCACUUCUCCCAAACCGUGUCCAUCUUGCAGUUGGAGGGACAUAACAUCUUCUCCACUCUGAGCUCCAGCGAGUAUGAGCAGGUCCUGGAGAUCAUCCGCAAAGCCAUCAUCGCCACAGACCUGGCUCUGUACUUCGGGAAUAGGAAGCAGCUGGAAGAGAUGUACCAGUCCGGACUGCUAAACCUGAAUAACCAAUCACACAGAGACCGUGUUAUUGGUUUGAUGAUGACUGCCUGUGACCUGUGUUCUGUGACGAAACUGUGGCCAGUUACAAAAUUGACAGCAAAUGAUAUAUAUGCAGAAUUCUGGGCUGAGGGUGAUGAAAUGAAGAAGUUAGGGAUACAACCUAUUCCCAUGAUGGACAGAGACAAGAGCGAUGAAGUCCCACAAGGCCAGCUUGGAUUCUACAACGCUGUAGCCAUUCCCUGCUACACCACCCUGACCCAGAUCCUCCCUCCCACGGAGCCCCUCCUCAAAGCAUGCAGGGAUAACCUCCAGCAGUGGGAGAAGGUGAUCCGAGGGGAGGAGAGUGCCGUGUGGAUCUCAGCCCUGCCUACGGCCCAGGGGGCCUCCGAGAAGCCUCCAGGGAAGAGCGACCACUGA
Messenger RNA from Otolemur garnettii (small-eared galago), 2400 nucleotides. RefSeq names its product phosphodiesterase 10A (gene PDE10A). Gene Ontology annotation, biological process: signal transduction; negative regulation of receptor guanylyl cyclase signaling pathway. Gene Ontology annotation, molecular function: 3',5'-cGMP-stimulated cyclic-nucleotide phosphodiesterase activity; protein binding. The transcript has 22 exons. The coding region runs from base 16 to 2400 and encodes 794 amino acids. Lineage: Eukaryota; Metazoa; Chordata; Mammalia; Primates; Galagidae. The record is from RefSeq and is a predicted model, not a curated record.